AAUCACGUUUGACAGUAAUUUCGUAUGCAUCAACUGUGAACGUGUUCCUAGAAAUCCUCUCAGAAUAAAUGAAACUGCAUAGCUGCAAUCAUGAUGGUUUUGUGGAUGCAUUCUAGACUACUUGGUUUUCUUGUCCUUGUAACUGGAAUUUAUAAUGUGAAGGCCUGGACUUACCAUUACAAAACAGACAUUAAUAUGGACUGGACAACAGCUCGUCAGUGGUGUCAGAAGAAUUACACUGAUAUGGUGGCCAUCCAAAACCAGGAAGAAGUUGAAUACCUUAACCAAGUUCUACCUUUCAGCCAAGCAUAUUACUGGAUUGGCAUUAGAAAGAUUGACGGUUACUGGACCUGGGUUGGGACCAACAAGCGUUUGGACUCUGAAGCAGCAAACUGGGCGAAGGAUGAACCAAAUAACAAGGGAUCUGGACAAGACUGUGUAGAGAUCUACAUUAAGAGGAGCAGAGAAACAGCCAAGUGGAAUGAUGAGAGGUGCAGCAAAAAGAAAGCAACUGUCUGUUACUUAGCCUCUUGUUCAAAGAAAUCCUGCAGUGAGCAUGCCGAGUGUGUGGAGACUAUUGGGAACUACAGAUGUCAAUGUCACCCGGGUUUCAAAGGCCCACGCUGUGAGGAAGUUGUACAGUGCUGGCCAAUUGGAAAUCCACAGCAGGGUUUUGUGAAGUGUGAUGGUGUCUUUGGAGGAUUUCAUUUUAACUCGUCAUGUCAGUUCCAAUGUGCCACAGGGUUUAAGCUGGAGGGGGCACAGAGGCUACACUGCCUAGCAUCAGGGCACUGGGAUAACGCCCUUCCUGUUUGCCAGGCUGUUCAGUGUCUGCCCAUUAUUGAUACCCCUGGUGGUUGGCGUAUGAACUGCACUCACCCCCUUUCCAUAAAUAGCUACGACUCCAGUUGUGAUUUCGAAUGUGAGGAUGGAUUUGAGCUUAAGGGCUCUAAAACAACUUUGUGUGACCAGACUGGGCAAUGGACACACAAACCUCCAACUUGUACAGUGGUAACCUGUAAUGCCAUUCUGGCUCCUGCAAAUGGUCAUCUGACAUGUGCUGAUCCUUUGGGAAAAUUCUCUUUUAAUUCUUCUUGCAAUAUUUCCUGUGAUGAGGGAUACAAACUGAGAGGAAAAGCCACACUCACCUGUCUGAGUGCAGGCAAUUGGUCAGCACCAACACCUGUGUGUGAAGUUGUGAAGUGUGACCCACUGAGGCCCAUUCCACAUGGCUUCCUGCAAUGUCAUGACCCUGUGGAGGAGUUUGCUUAUGGCUCCACUUGUUGGUUAAAAUGUGAUACUGGUUUUGUCCACACUGGUAAAAAUUUCACUCACUGUACCAAACAGGGGAACUGGAGUCAUAUCCCUCCUGUUUGCCAAGCACAGCAGUGCAGCCCCUUAACUGACCCCUCUCAUGGUACUUUAACCUGCACUCAUCCUAAUGGCCAGUUCAGCUUCGGUACAGUGUGUGAAGUGAGCUGUCAGAUGGGUUUCAAACUGCAUGGCACACACCGAAUAGAGUGCUUGGAGAUGGGGAAGUGGACAGACACCCCACCCUUCUGCUUGGCUCAACAGUGCCCCCAUCUGACCGCCCCAGAAAAUGGCUGGGUGAAUUGUUCUCAUCCUCACUCCCUGUUUAGCUAUGGCUCACAAUGCUUUCUGGGAUGUGAGACUGGCUUUGAGAUUAGAGGAGAGCCAGGCAUGGAGUGCUCUGCUUCUGGAAACUGGAGUCAAGAGAUGUCCUCUUGUGCUGCCGUACAGUGUCCACCCCUCUCUGAUGCACCAAGUUAUGGAAGUAUGACCUGCACACACCCUCUCUCCACCAACAGCUACAACUCCAGUUGUAAGUUCAAGUGUGAAGAAGGUUUUGUGCUCAAAGGUGCAGAUUUCACCCAUUGUGACCAAACUGGGAACUGGACACACAGCAUCCCCAUUUGUACAGCUGUGGCUUGUGACCCUCUCGUGACCCCUGCAAAGAGCCACCUGACCUGCGCUGAUCCAUUAGGAAAGUUCUCUUUUCGAUCUUCUUGUAAUGCAACUUGUGAGGAGGGAUACACACUGACAGAAGAAACCACACUCACUUGUUUGAGUGACGGCAACUGGUCAGCACCAACGCCUGUGUGUGAAGUUAUAAGAUGUGGUGCUCUGGAGUCUGUUCAGCAUGGCUCUGUGCACUGUCAGGACCCCCUGGGGGAGUUCAGCUAUGGUUCCUUGUGCUGGCUGGAGUGUGUAGCUGGAUUUACUUUAAACGGAAGUAAUUCUACUUACUGCACCUCACAAGGCAAAUGGAGCCAGGAAUUUCCUGUUUGUCAAGCACAGCAGUGCAGCCCCUUAACUGACCCCUCUCAUGGUACUUUAACCUGCACUCAUCCUAAUGGCCAGUUCAGCUUCGGUACAGUGUGUGAAGUGAGCUGUCAGAUGGGUUUCAAACUGCAUGGCACACACCGAAUAGAGUGCUUGGAGAUAGGGAAGUGGACAGACACUCCACCCUUCUGCUUGGCUCAACAGUGCCCCCAUCUGACCGCUCCAGAAAAUGGCUGGGUGAAUUGUUCUCAUCCUCACUCCCUGUUUAGCUAUGGCUCACAAUGCUUUCUGGGAUGUGAGACUGGCUUUGAGAUUAGAGGAGAGCCAGGCAUGGAGUGCUCUGCUUCUGGAAACUGGAGUCAGGAGAUGUCCUCUUGUGCUGCUGUUCGUUGUGAGCCCCUUUCACUCUCUCAUCCUCCUGAGCUGGGACUUUCACCAUCAAUGAACUGCUCUCACCCUCAUGGAAACUUCAGCUUUGGAUCUCAGUGUAUAUUCCGGUGUGCCGAGAGCCACAAGCUCAAUGGAACCAGUCAGCUCAUCUGCACCUCCAGUGGGUACUGGACCAACUCUCCACCCAGUUGUGCUGUAAAGGAGAUGUCAGUGAUUGCUGGCCUACAGACAUAUGCAGCUGUGGGAGCUGCUUCUGGAGCUGGUCUACUUCUACUCGGAGGGCUAAUGUUUCUGUUGAUGCGCCAAUUUACCAAAAAGGCUCAUUAUGGUCUGAAUGACUCCUUAUGGGCAGAGAAUUUGAACCCAACAUUCGAAUUUAAUUAAGUAAAGUAAUUGAAAUUUUCCAUGUUGUUUUGUGUUUGCAAUAAAUAUUUGAACUGAA
Labeo rohita (rohu) is the source of this 3136-nucleotide messenger RNA. It is a transcript of the gene selp, whose product is annotated as selectin P. Gene Ontology annotation, molecular function: oligosaccharide binding; sialic acid binding; calcium ion binding. The transcript has 18 exons. Lineage: Eukaryota; Metazoa; Chordata; Actinopteri; Cypriniformes; Cyprinidae. Gene Ontology annotation, biological process: heterophilic cell-cell adhesion; response to cytokine; leukocyte tethering or rolling. The record is from RefSeq and is a predicted model, not a curated record. Bases 91 to 3078 code for a protein of 995 amino acids. Gene Ontology annotation, cellular component: external side of plasma membrane; membrane.